AUGAGUUUCAAAUUCGGAUCAUCCGCUGGAGGAACAGGAUCCAACUCUGGCGGUGGUGGCGGUCUUUAUGCUGGAAUCGCUCUAGGUGGUAAAAAGAACCCUGAAGAACCUACACCCACUUCACUCGAUCCUCGACCUGAAGCAUCAAAUGCAGACAAAACAAAAUCCGAUAUCAAUCAAGAAGUAGUGGAAGCCACCAGAGAGGGAACUUCUGCCGAACCUGAAAAGUCAAAAGGCCCUCCUCUUCCCUUGCUCGAUAUUGUGGCAAUCCAAACUUUAGCCUCCUCGUGGUCCUCCUCACUUCGUUUCGCACCUGUGAUCCGCAAGCCGGCCGUCAAAUCUUCGACCUCUAAACCUUUUGCUGUUCCUUUUGCCAACCUCACGGGUUCGAAAUCAACGAGCACCGCUUCUGCUUUUGCACCUGACGAAGAUGAAGAACCAGCUACAUCUAAUCCCAACCCUCGUACAAUGCAUAUUCCAGGAAGAGCAAAGGUAGCCUUAACAGCUGCGCCAGUGAAUGCCGGUCCUUCUAAAGCUCCUAGUGUCUUUGCUCGUAAAGGUGGAUUCUUAGCGGCUCAUGCUCCAGAAAGGAUUCCGGGUGGACCUUCUUUCAAUCCAACCAAUCCCGCCUCAACAGCUCCUUCACUCAAAGAUAAGGUUGAUUCUGGUAUUCCUGGACUUCAACAUAGUCUUCCGGCAAUCUUGGCUCAGACCACUACAUUAAAAGGCUUAGUUCCUACUCUUCCUGGAUCAGCACCUAAAUUCCUUAAGAGAAAGUUGGACCAACCACCCCCCUUAACGUUACCGGAUGAAGAACUAGGUGGUGGUGGUGGUGGGGGAGACGUCAAUGGGUUUGGUCAAUCUGAAAUUGGUCGUAAGAUGGCACUCAGAGCGGCUCGCAUGUCAAAAAAGAAUAAGAAAAAAGGCAAAGCUCGUGAAGUCGAUCCUGCCAUUCUUUUCCUAGAAGAUUAUGAUCCUGCUCGACCCAAUGACUACACUGAGUGGAUGAACUUUACUAAACGUCGAAGAGAGCAAAGGAGAGAGGCCCUUCGCCUCGAACGUGAACAUCAACGUCGUAAAGAGCGUGAAGAGCUGACUGAAAGCUCAGUUUAUAGUUCUGAUGAUGACGCAAGCGUUAGCGAUGAUGCUCCGGCCCCAGCUAAGGGAAAAUUCUUUGCUCCGCCAUCCGACUACAAUGCCCCUCGACCCGAUGAUCCUGACGUAGCAUCGACUGCUGGCUCAAGUAUGGUUGAACCUCGUCGCCAGACAGGGGAUGACGCAUAUGCUCGUCGAGUUGCUCUAUCGCAGGGCGUACCUUAUAGCCAGCCUUUACCAUCAUCUAAUACUGCAGAUGUCUCCGUAUCUGGCACUGCACCUCCUUCAGACUCUGUACCCACCGGAUUUCCGUCCGUUUCUAUUGCAGAAGCGCAGGCACGAGCUAAAAGUAUUGCCGAACGUCUUCAGCACCUUCGGGAAGAGGGUGAACAGGAUCCUGCUGCCGCACCGACCGCAGGACCGGUUGUACCACCCCCCUUGAGACCGACAGCGACAUUGGAAGAGGCGCAAGCCAAGGCUCGUUUGAUUGCGGCAAAAUUAGCGGCCUUGAGUGGUGGUGGUGGUCCGAUUGCUACAACUGAAAUGGCGGCUGCUGCUCCUCAGCCGUCUGGGUCGAACGCAGAAGGCUCACAAGCUCCUAAUGAGUCUGGUAACAAAGCACCUGGCCAGCCAGACUUUGCGCGCCGGUUGAUGGACAAGUAUGGUUGGAAAGAAGGACAAGGUCUUGGUGCGUCCGAGUCAGGUCGGACAAGUAUCCUGACCGUUGCAGCCGCUCCUGCGCACUCUGGUAAGAAGAAUAAGCACACAUCUGAGAUCGGGCCUGGACCUGUUCCUACGAUUGGAAAGGGUAGAGGUGUGGUGAUUGAUGAGGCGAAGGCUCAAAGGGAUCGAGAAGAAAAGGAACGAUAUGGUGAACCGACUCGAGUGGUUUAUCUUACUAAUGUGGUGGCGGUAGAUGAAGUGGAUGAUGAACUUUCACAUGAAAUCGGUCUGUUAGAAUUUCUUAAGCCUUGUGAACCUCUUACUCGACCAGACCUUGUGUCCUUCCCUACCUUAUCCUUCUUGAUACUAACUCUUUUACUUACUCUGUAUGUUUUUCGAAAAUCUAUAGCCGAGGAAGCUGGAAAACAUGGGAUUGUUGAACGUUGUUUUGUUAGAAUUGUUCAAAAACCUUUGGAUGAUCCAUCUGAAGCCGUUAGAGUCUUUAUUAUCUUUUCGGGUUUGGUGGGAGCUUGGAAAGCUGUGAAGACAUUUGAUGGAAGGUUUUUUGGUGGUCGUACAAUUCGAGCUAGUGUUCUUUACGUCACUUCUGUGAUCUUGUAA
This is a messenger RNA of Melampsora larici-populina 98AG31, 2379 nucleotides long. RefSeq lists its product as uncharacterized. Lineage: Eukaryota; Fungi; Basidiomycota; Pucciniomycetes; Pucciniales; Melampsoraceae. Gene Ontology annotation, cellular component: precatalytic spliceosome. Gene Ontology annotation, molecular function: nucleic acid binding. The coding region runs from base 1 to 2379 and encodes 792 amino acids. The record is from RefSeq and is a predicted model, not a curated record. The transcript has 8 exons. Gene Ontology annotation, biological process: mRNA cis splicing, via spliceosome.